Molecule: messenger RNA, 850 nt
Organism: Suillus fuscotomentosus
Lineage: Eukaryota; Fungi; Basidiomycota; Agaricomycetes; Boletales; Suillaceae
Exons: 2
Coding region: 106-813 (235 amino acids)
Source: RefSeq, a predicted model, not a curated record
AAAGGCACUAGGAAUUGUCCAUACGGACAACCGGGUCAUACGUAUCAUCGUGCUCCGAAAGCUUGACCGAAUCACGACCCUGAGCGACAAAGAAUUCCUCCUCGCAUGGUGGGAAGUCGUCAAGUGCAAGUGUCAUCGUGUCCUUUUCUUGUUCUCUAUCAUUCACCCAUUACUCCGACAGGCCAUCGCGUCCUCUGGAAGAGAGGCGUCCAUCACCGCAACGUCAGCCCCAGUAAUAUUAUGGGAUACCGCUUCGGUGGUCGAUUUAUCAGCGUCCUGAACGAUUUUGACUUGUCAUCGAUUAAACAAGAUCAUCCCACAGGCUUCGAACGCACAGGAACGGUACCAUUCAUGUCGUUAGACCUUCUCACACCGGAAGCCACCGCAGACGAAGUCGAACACGUGUACCAGCAUGAUGUUGAAUCGUUAAUUUGGGUCCUCAUUUGGGUCAGCCUUCGGUAUGAAGAUGGCAGGCUCCUGAGUAAGGACAGACCACUGGAUGAAUGGCUGAUGUCAAAUGCUGUUGGAUGCGCCAAGAAAAAGGUUUACUUUAUGUUUAAGGGUAUAGGUAGCAAAAAUCUGCGGACACCGAUAUCGCAUAGUGUGUCCUGGGAGGUUGCAAAGAAGUGCUUAGCGAUGGUUUACAAGCAUGGAGGCCCAUUGCGUCCCGCUUCCACGAACGAUGAGGAAGUGUUCCAGACGUGGCUCCAGUAUCAUCCAAUCUCUUGUCUAGCCAGUAGAGCUCGAGUAGAUAUACUUGCAGUUGAAGCAGCGUGCCUCCGAAAUGUGGUAGUACUACGUACAGUCAUGUAGAUUCAAUGCAGAAAAAAUAUCAUGCACGGUGCCAUUC